This is a messenger RNA of Miscanthus lutarioriparius, 585 nucleotides long. Lineage: Eukaryota; Viridiplantae; Streptophyta; Magnoliopsida; Poales; Poaceae. The record is from the annotation of a GenBank genome assembly.
AUGGCGGCCUUCAAGCAAGACCUGUUCAGGAACCUGCUCCUGGGCCUCCGGGCGCGCACGACGGAGGCGGCGUGCCCCUUCGACGCCAUGAGCCUCCAGGAACGGAAGCGCGCCAUCAAGUGCUCCGCCGACGUCGCCAUGGCGGCGGCGCGCCGCGGCGUGGCCGGCGCCGCCAUCGGCGGGCGCGCGAGGUGGCCCAAGGCCAUCUUGGCCGCCGCCGCUGCGUCCAGCUCCAGCCACAGCCCCGGCGGCACGUGCAAGGUGAGGAAGAGCGCGUGCUGCAAGAGGCGGGUAGCGAGGAGGCGCGUCGACGCGAAGAGGACGAUCAGGGGCUACGCCGCCGCGGCGAGCUGCGACGUCGCGCGGAGGCUGGUGCGGAGGAGGACGAUGGCGCUCCGGAAGGUGAUACCCGGAGGGAGCGCCGCCGCCAUGGACGAGGCCGCGCUGCUCCGCGAAACCAUGGACUACGUUGUCCAUCUGCGCGCCCAGGUCGACGUGCUCCGCGCCGUCUCGGCAGCCGUGCAGAGAUCCACCUUCCUCGGGUAUAUAUUUGUGUUGCAUUUUGUGGAUCCAAUGAAAGACUAG